Daphnia pulex (common water flea) is the source of this 1559-nucleotide messenger RNA. Its product is annotated as repetitive proline-rich cell wall protein 1-like. The coding region runs from base 119 to 1234 and encodes 371 amino acids. The transcript has 2 exons. Lineage: Eukaryota; Metazoa; Arthropoda; Branchiopoda; Diplostraca; Daphniidae. The record is from RefSeq and is a predicted model, not a curated record.
UCUCAAAUUUGCAUCAGUGUUCUCAUCUCAAGUUCUCGAGCUUCACUUCAGUGUAGCUUCUUCGUGAAAGAAAUCAAGUAUAACAUUGACUAUUAAGAAAACUUACAUCCUAAUCAACAUGAGACACGGAGCAUCAAAGAUCUUCGCCUCUAUCCUGCUGUCACUGCUGGCGCUUGCAGUUGUCGGAUUCGAUGGCAAUUUAGCGGCGGAGACCACUGGAAAAAAAGUUGAACAAAAGUCGAAUGUUGGUUUGAGGAACUUGACAUAUGUGCGCAGUAGCGGACAACAGGAACAGGAGAGCAGAAUUUUCGGGUUUUUAAAAUCUGACAAACAUAAGAAAAAACCAAGCUACGGAGCGCCAAAACCACAGUAUGGUGCUCCUAAAGCUCAAUACGGCGCUCCUAAAGCUCAAUACGGCGCCCCUAAGCCCCAAUACGGACCACCAAAAGCCCAAUACGGAGCACCCAAGCCAAACUACAAAGCUCCAGCGCAUAGUCAACCAGAGCCAUCCUACAAUCAACAGGCUUACAGUCCAUCAGAAUACAGCCCUCCUGCUUAUAGCCCUCCUGCAUACAGCCCUCCAGCUUAUAGCCCCCCUGCUUAUAGCCCCCCUGCUUAUAGCCCUCCUGCAUACAGCCCCCCUGCUUAUAGCCCCCCUGCUUAUAGCCCCCCUGCUUAUAGCCCACCUUCUUACAGCCCACCAUCUUACAGCCCACCUUCUUACAGCCCUCCAGCUCCCGUUUACACUGAAGCUCCUUACUCUCCUCCGUACGUCCCUAGUUACAAAGCUCCGACGCCUUCCGUUUACCCAGAGGCUCCUGCGUACUCUCCACCAGCUUACCCAGAGGCUCCUGCUUACUCUCCACCAGCUUAUCCAGAGGCUCCUGCUUACUCUCCACCAGCUUACCCAGAGGCCCCUGCUUACCAACAACCAGAGGAAUACAGCCCACCAGCUCACAGCACUGAGGCUCCUUAUCCACCACCGCAGUCACCAAACUACGAAGCUCCUGCUUAUUCCGAAGCUCCUGCCUACAAACCACAGGAUUAUUCACCUCCAGCCUACGAAGAAGCUCCUUAUUCUCCCCCGGCCGAGCCUCAAUAUCCUACAUCUUACAACCAGGAUCCAAACUACCCAGAAAGCAACAAAGGACCCAAUGAAGAUUUUUUUAGUUUCCCCAAAUUCGAGGACUUUUUAACACCAAACGCUUUUGACUUUCAACAGUUUAAAGUUUAAGAGGUGAGAUCCUAAUGCGAGUUAUAAUUUCUACUCAUUUAAGUCAAUUCACUUUCAAUUUUCGAAAAAUUGAAAGAUUAAAUCUGAAUUAAUUUCACCAUUUUCCUUUAUCAUCAAAAGCACAAUUUUUAAAUUAUCCAGUUCCCUCGUCGUAUUCAACAUAAUUCGUACUUCAGUCUACAUAAAACAGCUGACGCAUCAAAAUUGUCUAGAGCUGAAAAGAUAGUAUCAAUAAUGUUAAAUAUCAGAUGACUUCAUUUGUUAUGUUAUUUCUCCCGUGUUGAACACACCUUGCGUGCAUUGGAAAUAUAUAUCGAAAUCAAAA